This is a messenger RNA of Drosophila miranda, 2400 nucleotides long. Its product is annotated as F-box/LRR-repeat protein 20-like. Gene Ontology annotation, biological process: SCF-dependent proteasomal ubiquitin-dependent protein catabolic process. The record is from RefSeq and is a predicted model, not a curated record. Gene Ontology annotation, molecular function: protein binding. The transcript has 9 exons. Bases 766 to 2079 code for a protein of 437 amino acids. Gene Ontology annotation, cellular component: SCF ubiquitin ligase complex. Lineage: Eukaryota; Metazoa; Arthropoda; Insecta; Diptera; Drosophilidae.
CUACUUCAUCGCCAACAAACAAAAAACAAUCUUUCUCGGGCCGCAAACAAUGUAAACAGAAAAAAUAGUAAUUAAUUAAUUAAUUAGCAUAACGCAAGGAACAAAACAAGCAGCAAAAUAUAAAGUCAACUUAAUCAAUCAGUGGCCCGACAUUGGGAAAGUCAAUUGGAGUGCAGUUUUAGUUCUGAGUGCAGUGCAUAUUGCAGUUUAUUAAAGCGAUGAAAAAACUGGCAAUUACAUAAAAACUAACAUUUCGAAAGGCAGUAAAAAACGCAGCAACAAGUGCAGGCCAGUGGCGGCUCACAGGAGAAGAGAAGCGAAAAAAAAAAUGACUGAAAGAGAAAAACUUAUUUACGCAUCAAGCAGUGGAUUGGCCAAUCGAAGUUGCAGGUUGCAAUAAUGUCAAUGGCGAAAAAUUGCAGCGAAUGCAGUUGCAAUGAAAAGAAUGCAAAGACAGCAGCAGGAGUUAAACAAUUGCUACGCAAAAGAACAAAGAACUACCUAAGGCAACAACAGUAAUCACAACAAGAAGAGGAAGAAAAUCGACAAUAUCAGCGACGCAUAAUUUCCUGCUCACAAACACACACGCACAUAAGCACACAAAGAGCCAAAAGCUGUGUCUGUGUGUGCUCGUGUGGAGAGGCACAGCAGAGAGGAGGAGAGCCGGCCAACAAAGAAUAUCGUUUCGGUGGAGGGAAACGAACGAGAGCGGGACAGAGAGUGAGCUGCUGCAUUUCUUGAUUUUUACAAAUCGCAAGGCAUAAAAUGACCAAUUCUGGACGCAAUCCUCAUCGAUUCGAUCAAACAUUCCUAGGCGCCACCCAACUGGACGAUGAGCUAAUCAAACAACUGCCAAAGGAGGUACUGCUGCGGGUCUUCUCCUAUCUGGAUGUGGUCUCGCUAUGCCGCUGUGCACAGGUGUGCAAAUACUGGAAUGUGCUCGCCCUGGACGGUUCCAGUUGGCAAAAAAUCAAUUUAUUUGAUUUUCAGCGUGAUAUCGAGGGACCGGUAAUUGAGAAUAUUUCGCAACGAUGUCGCGGUUUUCUCAAGUCCCUGUCGCUGCGUGGCUGUCAAUCGUUGGGAGAUCAGUCUGUAAGAACUCUAGCGAAUCACUGCCACAACAUCGAACAUCUGGAUCUGUCCGAGUGCAAGAAGAUAACGGAUAUAUCAACACAGUCCAUCAGCAGAUAUAGCGCCAAACUAACGGCCAUCAAUUUGGACUCCUGCCCCAACAUAACAGAUAAUAGCCUCAAAUAUCUAUCCGAUGGCUGCCCGAACCUAAUGGAGAUCAAUGUGUCGUGGUGUCAUCUGAUUUCUGAGAAUGGCGUGGAGGCGCUGGCCCGCGGCUGCGUUAAGCUGCGCAAAUUCAGCAGCAAAGGUUGUAAACAGAUCAACGACAAUGCCAUAAUGUGCCUGGCCAAAUACUGUCCCGAUAUAAUGGUGCUAAAUGUACACAGCUGUGAGACCAUAAGCGAUUUAUCUAUACGCCAAUUGGCCGCCAAGUGUCCCAAACUGCAAAAACUGUGCGUGUCCAAGUGUGCGGAUUUAACUGAUCUCUCGCUGAUGGCCCUGUCGCAGCACAAUCACCUGCUGAACACGCUGGAGGUGUCCGGGUGUCGCAACUUCACGGACAUUGGGUUUCAGGCCCUGGGACGCAGCUGCAAGUAUCUGGAGCGCAUGGAUCUGGAGGAGUGCAAUCAAAUCACGGACCUAACGCUAGCCCAUCUUGCCACGGGCUGUCCCGGCCUAGAGAAAUUGACCCUGUCGCACUGCGAACUGAUCACGGACGAUGGCAUACGACACCUGACCACUGGCAGCUGUGCCGCCGAGAUAUUGUCCGUUCUGGAGCUGGACAACUGUCCGCUGAUAACGGACCGAACGCUGGAGCAUUUGGUUUCGUGCCACAAUCUACAGCGCAUCGAACUAUUUGACUGUCAGCUCAUUACACGCACCGCCAUACGCAAGCUGAAGAACCAUUUACCAAAUAUCAAGGUGCAUGCAUACUUUGCUCCGGGCACACCGCCGGCGGUGACCAGCGGACAACGGCUGCGCUACUGUCGCUGCUGUGAGAUUCUCUGAGAUACGGCCAUCGGCUUUGCCGGGAAGAUAAUGCGCAAGGCAGCCACAGACUGAUGUUGGCCUGUUUGCAUCGUUAUGUUCGCCAUGGUGUUCAGCCUGACCCUCAUCUCGAUGAUCUGCAUGUUUUUGCUGGGACUGCUCGAUGGCGUUAAGAACACGUAACCGGAAACGUAACUGGAACCGGAACCACAACCAUAACCAGCAGCACCGGCUAGCUCCGAACGAAGCGGAAAUGAAACGAAAAGUAGCUUUAGAUUUUAUUUUUUUGUUUGCGAGUUUCCAAAACUUGCUCCAGCAUCAAAAAUUGUGAUUAUUCUAUAA